Messenger RNA from Etheostoma cragini (Arkansas darter), 1185 nucleotides. It is a transcript of the gene mrpl19, whose product is annotated as mitochondrial ribosomal protein L19. Gene Ontology annotation, molecular function: structural constituent of ribosome. NCBI's taxonomy places the organism in Eukaryota, Metazoa, Chordata, Actinopteri, Perciformes, Percidae. Gene Ontology annotation, cellular component: ribosome; mitochondrial large ribosomal subunit. The coding region runs from base 67 to 921 and encodes 284 amino acids. The transcript is spliced from 6 exons. The record is from RefSeq and is a predicted model, not a curated record. Gene Ontology annotation, biological process: translation.
CGUUUCAAUGACAUUUGCCCUACACAGCUUCCGUACACGUUCCCAUGCGACAACAGAAGGUCAGACAUGGCAGCCUGUGCGAAAGGGCUCGACAAAUUUAUGUUUUCGCUGAGGUUAUUACGAAACCUCCGGCUCGAAAAUGAACGGUCCAUAUCCACAUCCAUGUGUCGUCUGGUUCCAAACAGCGAGGAGCCACCAAAAUUCACCCCUCCAUCUAAACCUGUCAUCGUAGAUAAAACACAGAGCGUGGCAUCUCUCCGCAAGUUUCUGAGCCCAGAGUUCACCCCUCCCAGACAGAGAACAGAUCCUUUAAAAUUCUCCAUUGAGAGGAAAGAUAUGAUUCGCAGGAGGAAAGUGCUCAACAUUCCCGAAUUCUACGUUGGAAGCAUCCUGGCAGUAACAAUGGCCGACCCCAAUGCCAGCGGGAAAACUAACCGCUUUGUUGGCAUCUGUAUCCAGAGGGGUGGAAAGGGUCUGGGAGCGACAUUCGUCCUGAGGAAUAUCAUUGAUAACCAAGGCGUGGAGAUCUGCUACGAGCUGUACAGCCCUCGUAUCCAGAAAAUUGACGUGCUGAAGCUGGAGAAGAGGCUGGAUGACAACCUGAUGUAUCUGAGAGAUGCCAUUCCAGAGUACAGCACUGUGGACCCGGACAUGAAGCCUGUGCCCUUCUCCCCCACUGGAGAGGUGCCUGUCAACAAGAUCAAAGUAAGAAUGCGCCCUAAACCAUGGUCCAAACGCUGGGAACGACCCAAGUUCAACAUCCAGGGCAUCCGCUUUGACCUGUCCCUGACCCCAGAGCAGAUGGAACACGCCCAGAAGUGGGCACAGCCUUGGCAGGAGUACGACAUGCUGAAGGAGUACGACACGUCAGAACUGGAGGUCCAGAUCCUCGGUGAGGUCCAGCAGGAGCUGAGCAAGUGAGGAAGAUCCGCCUAAAAUGCAUAUGCUCUUAAGUUUUACCAUCAAGAGACUUUUGGGAAUUGGAAAAGACUGGAAUAUGCAGCUUGCACGGAUGUAGAACACUCUGCUCAGCUGAAUUAAGUUUUGGUGUUCUGUAGUCUGAGGAGUCACGCCUUCUUUUUGUCUUGUCAAUCUGCUGCACAGUAACUUUUCAGUGUCACUGGCCUUAGUUAGUUAUAACAUUCAUUACGUGGUUUCUAUAAUAAAAGCUAUUGAACCUGACAA